Messenger RNA from Neurospora tetraspora, 1684 nucleotides. RefSeq lists its product as uncharacterized. The transcript has 3 exons. Gene Ontology annotation, molecular function: acyltransferase activity, transferring groups other than amino-acyl groups. Lineage: Eukaryota; Fungi; Ascomycota; Sordariomycetes; Sordariales; Sordariaceae. The record is from RefSeq and is a predicted model, not a curated record. Bases 107 to 1357 code for a protein of 416 amino acids.
ACUCUUCUCACAUCCACCACCACCAUCACCACCACGGCCACGACCACCAACAUAACUGACCACCUACCAUCUACCGUCGCAACCAAAAAAAAAAAAGAAAAUCAACAUGGAAUCCUCCGAACUCCACCUCCUCGACACCCCCCUCCCCUCCUCCUCCCUCCUCGCCCUUCUGUCUCAACACCUCCCUCACUCCCUCCCCGUCCUCCGCCGUCUCCAGUAUGCCGCCAACUUUCCCUCCAACGGCCUAGGCACGACUCCCUACUCUCAUGUCCUGUUUGCUUCCAAGCAUUCGGUUGAGGAGUGUCUGGGUCUCAACACAGCCACGGCCACGGCCACUCAAGACCAGCACAAUGGGUUCAAGGCGGAGGAGGAACACAAACAUUUUGCGGCGGCAUUCGUGGAUCUGAGCAGGUUCCCCGAAACCCAAGUGUGGGUUUACAGUACCCUGGAGGAUUAUGCGGUUAUUGAUCCAACAGGUGCAUCUGCAUCUUCCGCGGAGGUAUUCGGCUCGCAGUCGCAUAGCUUACCAGAGGAGGAAGCGAGGGAGUGUGAUGAGCUUUUGCUUACCAUCCUGCGGCGGAUGCGAACCAUCGCUCAACAAAUGCCCGUCGAGCUCGACCCCUCUAUUACCUCGCACCAACGUCAAGAAAAUUGGCGUGAGGCAAGGGAGUAUCUCUGCAUGGACCCCUCACAACAAAACAAAGGCUCAGGCUCAGGACCAAAGAUAAUGAUCGGUUCCCUAGCCGAAAUCCACCGCCACCGCUUAUUCCUAGACAUAGACAAGAAGCACGGGUACAAUGUCAAAAUGCACAAGACGGCGAAUAUUCCCGACGAUAUAGAGUGGGAGGUAUGUCAGAAGUGGUUAUUCCGCACUGAGGCUUUGGUGGCUGCUGGGGAAGAAGCCUUGGAGAAGACGAUGAAGGAGGAAGGGUUGGUGUGGGAUUGUGUGAGAAACCAAAAAGAUGUGAGGUUGGUACAGAGCCGGACGAGUAUCAAGAGGCAGGAGGAUACGCUUUUGGGACUUCCCAGCGUGGCUAUUCGCAAGAGUACGUCUAUUGGGGGAGAGGGAGAUGAGAUUUUGGGGGAGAUGGUGGCGUGGGGGUUCAUGGCGCUUGAUGGGACGUUGAUGACGCUGCAUGUUGAGGAACAAUACCGUGGAAAGGGACUGGCAAAGGCGGUGGCUUGUAAAGUCAUGAGGGAUCAUAUCAAGGAUUAUGGAAAUGACGGGUUGGGAGCGGCGGAUGUGUUUGUGCAGAACUUUAGGAGUCAGGGGGUUUGUAGGAGUAUUGGAGGGAGGGUUGGGUGGUUGUUGUCUUGGGCUGUUGUUGAUCUCUCGACUGUUGGGGAUGCCUUGUAGGCGGUUGGAGUACAAUGUUUUUGGAAGACUUGAUUGAGAAGGGGGGGGGGUUGGGGUGGUUUAGACACUUGAUUGAGACGCAUAUACAAGAUUUCUAGAUUUCAUACACCAACACCGUUUUAUUUUGUACACACAACAAGGCAAUUAAGCCUUAGCCUUAGUCAACCGAUGAAUCUCCUCAAAGAAGAACUUGAGAUCAUCCGGGUUAACAAACGGCGUAAUGCCAUGGCCCAAGUUAACAAUCCAGCCCUUGUGUCUGCCAUGCCAAUCAAAGCCCUGCACCAUCUCCUCGACGACCUUGGUGAUGGCCUCAUGGGAUCCGUAGAG